AUGUCCAACGCCACUAACUUGUCUGAGGCUGCUCCCAUGGUUCCGCACGACUUUGACGAGGUCGAUAUUUCGGGCCCGAAAAGCUUGGGAAAUACCACGUCUGAUGACGACAAAAGCACAGCUAGUAGUAUCGAAGGCCUUCACAUGGAGCUUCCAGUAGACUUUGACAGUCAGCCUAAAGCUCACACAAAGCUCAAUGCCGGCAGAUCUCGCGGUGGUAUCAUCACUGAGGGUUUCUGGUAUCACAACCGCGGCGCUGCCUUGGUGCUUCUCUCAAUGGUAUUCGCCGCGUCCAUGGACGUGACCGUGAAAAUCCUAACGACAGAUGAGGAACACGGCACAUCCCUCUCCCCUGUACAGGUGCUCUUCAUCAGGCAGGCCAUUACAGUUGCCGGGCUCGUCGCCUGGGGUCUUCUAUCGGGCAGAGUAAGGCAUUUCCCCCUCGGUGCCUCCGGAGUCCGAGGACUGCUCAUCGGUCGCGGUGUCGCCGGGUUCAUCGCAGUCUUCGGAAUCUACUUUAGCCUGGUCAGCCUGCCUCUUGCCGAAGCUACAGUGCUCACGUUUAUGGCCCCAGUACUGGCUUGCAUCAUUAAUGCCGUUCUGAUGAGCGAUGAAACCUUUACUUUUGUCCAACAGUUGGCCACUUUCAUCAGCAUUGGAGGUGUGGUGCUCAUUGCCAUCGCUUCCGAAGAACAACACCGGCAUCUUACGCAGCAUGUGCUAUUUCACUUCGAUCUGCAUGCUGAGAAUAUCGAUAUAACGCCGCAUGCGAUGCCGGUGCUGAAAGACAGCAUCGUGAGACCGCUCUUAAAAGGCCAAGCGCAGCUCCUGGCCAUCUUCGUUGCGCUUCUUGGUGUUAUUGGACAGGCUGGCGGCAUGGUUAUGACCCGGCAACUUGGCCAUAGAGUGCACACCCUGGUUAUCAUUCUCUACUCCGCAGUGGCAUCAAUUCUGUUCUGCGGACUUGCACUAUUGGUCAAUGGAGACGUCGAGCUCUUCAAGGAGAUAGCGACAUUUCAAUGGGCCCUACUUAUUGUUGUGGCUUUCACCGGGUUCAUGUUUCAGUGGCUGUUGACCGAAGGGUUGAUCUACGGGACAAUGGUUGUUCCUCAUGGAUUCUCUAGCUUGAGGGCUCCAUCUCCCGUGGAGGGCUACGAUUCGCCUGAAGACAACAAGGACAAGUUGCCGCUGCCAGUUAGGGGCAAUCGGGCGGUCGGCAUGAUGUACACUCAGCUUUUAUUCGCGAUUAUCUAUGAUGUCGCGAUCUGGCACACCUUGAUUUCAUGGCAAAGCUGGCUUGGCAUAGCAUUGGUCACUAUUGGGGCCGUAACAGUUGCUUUGGCACAACCGUAG
Messenger RNA from Neoarthrinium moseri, 1353 nucleotides. RefSeq lists its product as uncharacterized. The transcript has a single exon. The record is from RefSeq and is a predicted model, not a curated record. Bases 1 to 1353 code for a protein of 450 amino acids. Gene Ontology annotation, cellular component: membrane. Lineage: Eukaryota; Fungi; Ascomycota; Sordariomycetes; Amphisphaeriales; Apiosporaceae.